AAUCCAGAAUGCAUUGCACUGUUAUUUCCUGCUAGCAACUCCAAAACAAUAUGGCUGACCAAGACAGCAGGCCUACAUCAGCAGCUUCCAAGAAGUCGUAUGCUGAGGAAGAAAAAGAGAGGUCUAGGCCUCCCUCUGUGACUCAGUCACCAGCUCAAGGUUCACGACCAGGGUCGUCCAAAGCUGGUUCGAGGCCAGUAUCAGCUAAGCCCUCCUCUCGGCCAAUGUCCGCCAAGUCUGGAGGCUCAAACCGGCCACCUUCUGCAACCGGAUCUAACAGGCCAUUAUCUGGGAAAGGCUCCGAGCGGGCACCAACCACUUCACCUGUCCAGGAUGAGCAAGAUGAACCGGCUGGUUUGAACCAAUCUAGAGGCUCUGAUCGUGAUGGACAACUAGCACCAGGUGGUGAUGACGGGGACUAUGAUAUGGACAACCUGCAGGGUGAGGACUUCGAUGGGGUACCAGGUGUUGGUCAGCAGCUGGUGCCAGCGGGCGGUGGACCUCCUGAUGAUGGUGGCAGUGAUGGAUCUGGGGAUGAUGAGGAGGAGGAUGAGGGUGAGGACGAGGGGGAGUCUGACGGGGAGAGUGAUGCUGAGAGCAACGUGAUGGUGGUGUUGGAGCCGGACCACCCGCUCAUGAAGCGCUUCCAGGCCGCGCUGAACAAGCAGCUCACAAAACAGAAUGAGAAAGUCUCACUAGAGUUGCGUGAGCUUGACGAGUCGCUGAAAAACAGGAAGAAGGAGCGAGAGGACCUCGGUGUUGAUUUGUAUGGGAUCCAACAGGAGCUUGCAAGAUACCAGAUGAUGCUUGAGAAACGCCAUGAUGAGUUCUCCGAGGUUACGCAAGUGAGGAAGCAGGAGGAGCAGCAGCUGGAGGAUGUCCGUAACCUGUACAAGGAUCUGCAGUUCAGUGUCAAUCAGGAGAAGAAAAAGACGUCGGAGUUGCAAGGUGAGGUAGAGAACCUGGCUCUACGACUCUUCUACAUGCAAAACGCCAAGGAGGACGUGCGCUCAGAUAUCGCCAUUAUGAGACGUGCCGCUGAGAAGGCAGAAACUGAGGUUGCCAAGUCGGAAAUAGAGAAACAAAGACAGGAUCUGUUUGUGGACCGGCUGGUAGAGCGUGUAGACAAGCUCAAGGAGGAGAUAGCGAUGUAUGAGGCACAGCUGACAGCUCAGCUCGAGGAGACCAAGGCUGCUAAGGAGCAACUCAUGGAGGCACACAUGGAGAUUGAGGCAAUCAGCCUGGAGAAGAAGCAGCUGUACCAGCAGUGGAACAGCAGUCUGAUCGGCAUGCGGCGCAGAGACGAGGCUCAUGCAGCCAUGAUGGAGGCCCUCAACCAGCAGCAGCAGAAAGUGCUCUCCCUUGAAACUGAAAUCGAGGGCUACAAGAAAUCGAUUCAGAAAGAGCAGGAACAAAAUGAGAAACUGACACUCAUCCUCAACAAGACGGAGCGUGAUAUUGAGACCGUUAAGAAGCAGUUGGCACAGUGCCAGAGCAAGCACGAUGCACUCAAGUCUGAGUAUGCGACGUACACAAGGAUCCUGCAUGAGACAGAGCAGAGCUUGAACCGAGCCAUGACGGACAAGACGUUGCGAGAGAAUGAGCUGAACGCGUUGAGGAAGCAGAUAGAGCGUGAGUACCUGGAGAAGGUGAAACUGGAGGACGACAUCAUGGAGAAGAUGAGGAGUCAGCUGACUAUGGACAAGGCUGCCCAGUACACGAAGAAACUCACUGGCAAGAAACGAGAGCUCACCAAGCAGCUGGAAACUCAAAUGGCCGAGGUUGAAAAUGAGAUCUCUCAGAAUGCCCUUGAGGUCUCUAAUGUGAAGGCAAGAAUCGAGCGUCUGCAGAAAAUUGCUCUUGAUCUUGACGAUGAAAUAGCGCGACAGAACGAGAUAAUCUCAAAGAGCGAGACAGAGAUAGUGAGAAGGAAUGCCAUUAUUGAGCGCAAACAGAACCUGAUUGAUCAGUUUAACAAGAAGCUGGAAGUUAUGAUCACCAAAGCAGGGGGUGUAGAGCUGGGUCCUCUGGAGAUCCAGAUCAACUCGCUACAGAAGUCUAUUGACGCUGAGGUCCAGGAGAUCAUCGACCUGCAGCAGUUGUGGCUGCGCCAGCAGACGGAACUCGUACGCCUCAGCAAGGACCAGGAGGCCCAGUCUGUAGACGUGACCAAGCUCAAGAAACAGCUCACCAUUCUCACACAGAAGAAGGCCAGAACAGAAGCUGAGAUUGACGGCCAGCGUCGUGAGACCUACGAGAUAGAGCGCAGCAUCAGCAACAUGCAGAACGACAUGAUCAAGCUGAACACGCUGCUGCAUAAAGAGAAGGGAGCCCAGGUGAUGCUGCAGCAGGACAACAUCCUCAAGGAGAAUGACUUCAUCACCAGUCUCAAGGAUCAUGAGCAUGAGUCCAUAGAGCUGCAGCAGAGUCUGGAUGGACUGAAGGAGGAGAAGGAGCGGCUGCUUAACAGUCUGGUUGAGGCAGAACGUCAGAUCAUGCUAUGGGAGAAGAAAACGCAGCUAGCACGUGAGACGAGGGCGGCUGUGGACUCGGAGGUGGGCCAGGGGGAGGUGCGAGCCAUGAAGUCCGAGAUCCAUAGGAUGCAGGUCCGCUAUGCCCAGCUCAUGAAGCAGCAAGAGAAGAUGAUCCAGGAAAUGGAGAAAGCCGUCUCCAGACGUGACACAAUCGUCACUCGUGGAGAUGCACAGACGAAGAUGAACAAGAAAGUGCUUACAAAAGGAACAUUUGAGCGUCAGAUGAAUGAAACCAGAAAAAAGAUCAAACAGACAAUUCAGGAAGCAAACUCGUGUGACUCGGAGAUUCAGCAGCUUCGAGAGCAUCAGACCCAGUUGAGUUCACAGCUGGAGCAGGGGCAGGUAACUGUGCAGGAGCUUCAGGGUGGCUCGGACUCACUAGAUGGAGACAUUGAUAGACUCAUCGAGGUCAAACAGAAGAACAUGACAGAGCUCCUAAGUCGUCAACAGAAGAUGAAGUACUACCAGCAAGCCAAGGACGGCAAGUACACACGCCUCUGCAAGAGCGAAGCUUCUCUCGAGUCUGAGUACCAGAAACAGGUUGACCGCAUGCAAGCCCUGAGUGCGAUCGUGGACCGGCUGAACCAGGAAUACCCGCAUGUCCAGCCCACCCUGCGGCGCGUCACUGUGAACCUGAGCUCCAAAACCACAGAGGAUGAGAGCGUAUAAUCAGCAGCCAUUGUAGGCGUGCUAAGAAAAAACCCCACAAAAAGGGAGAAAGUCAUAGAUGUUAUACUAAAUGUGAUAUUGUAUUUGAACUCUGUGUGACCCAUUCUGUGAUAUGAACUUGUUUUAGUUUUUUUUGGCAUGAACGUAGGUUUCAGAAUAAAAGAUGUCUAUUUAUUUAAACUGUGUAUUUUUAUUUAUAACUGUGAACACUUUGUGCUGAAUACUAGCAUUAUUUUAUUGUUUCUGUUGCAUAAAUGUGAUGUUCUAUGAAAGGUAUUUAUAAGUGAGCAUUUAUGGCACUUGCUGGGUAUUCUUUAUUACACUUUUAAUGAAAGCAAUUAAGAUGAAAAUGCAUCCUACUUAGAAAAAAGUGUGUGAGUGAUAAUUGUUCAUGGUAAAUGUAUAUAGUUGACACUGCCUGCUAUAUUUAUUUUCCUAUACAUUGUCUUAAAUAUAAAUUUAUUCUGAGGAUUCACAUGUUGAGCAUUUUAUAUGUUGUACAUUUCCUUAUGUUUUGUAAAAAAUAUAUUUGUUGAAUUAUUGAUAAGUCUGUAGAUCUUAUUCCUUUCAUAAUGUAUUAUAAUUUAAAGAGAAUGUUCACACACAACGUACAUCUUUGAUGCAGAAUCUGCUGUUUUACUUUUCUCACAGCAAACCUGACUUCAAUACGUUUUGUUUAUGAUGUAAAAUACACAUUUGUAUUUGUGCAUAUAAGAGGUGAAUAAAUUGUACAAAUAAAA
Molecule: messenger RNA, 3943 nt
Organism: Dreissena polymorpha
Lineage: Eukaryota; Metazoa; Mollusca; Bivalvia; Myida; Dreissenidae
Product: coiled-coil domain-containing protein 40-like
Exons: 20
Coding region: 51-3203 (1050 amino acids)
Biological process (GO): axoneme assembly
Cellular component (GO): cytoplasm
Source: RefSeq, a predicted model, not a curated record